AUGUGGUCGUGGAACAACCUUCCUAUUUCAACCAGCGAACUUCUGAACAAGACUUUUGAUGUUUUCCACUGUAAAUUGAUUGACCAGGUGCACUUAAUGGACACUCCACAAUACAACAUGUCACUUAUAAUUGCAACACUGCCCAACAUUAAAAAGGUGUCGUCAUUUCUGGAUAUUACAAAUGAAAUCAAUUCGCGAGCACUGAAAGCACUUUUGCCGAAAACAAGCAGAGUCACCUUAUACCCAGAAGCUGAAUAUAACAACCCAGAAAAACUCCAAGAAACUUUGAUCGAAAAUCUGGAUUACAUAGAAAUCAUCGCGUUUGGUCGCGAUUUCCGGUUGAAUUUGGAUGAUGUUCUUAUUACGAAUGCUACUGAAGCCUAUUUUUAUGGUGUCAGUUUGAGAGAACAGGAUCUCAAUCGAUUGUUGAAAUUGUGGAUAACUGGAAAAUUUAAUACGCGGAUGGAACAUUUGAGAUUUGCUCUUCAGGAAGAAUUCAAUAGAGACAAUAUUCUGAAUGGACUGAACGCAAUUGAACUCCCCAGAACGACUACAAGAACUUUCGAAUUUCCAACGAGUCAAACGAUUAGUAGUAAAACUAUUUAUGGAGGUCACGAUAUUCGACGUGGAGAUGGAGAUUUGAUUACAGUUGAUAUUCUCCGCCCUGGUACGUUGUACGUUUACGAUAUUUAUUUUUGGUCAUAA
Molecule: messenger RNA, 705 nt
Organism: Caenorhabditis remanei
Lineage: Eukaryota; Metazoa; Nematoda; Chromadorea; Rhabditida; Rhabditidae
Exons: 1
Coding region: 1-705 (234 amino acids)
Source: RefSeq, a predicted model, not a curated record